UUCUUCUUUGUUUCCUAUUUCACUUCAGUAGAAGGGAAACACUUCAAACAACCCACAACUGUGCACCAAGAAAAAAGAUUUAUACCAGCUAAUGUUGGCAACGACGUUACUUUGAAAUGUUCUUAUGACAACGAUGAUGAAAAGUAUUUCUGGUAUAAGCAAACGCUGGGACAAGGGCUACAGCUCAUUUCUGUUGCCUAUAAAUUUGAUAAAAAUGGCAUUUUUCAAGAUGAGUUUAAGGACAAUCCACGCUUCACAUUGGAAAUUAAAGGUACUACAAACCACUUAAAAAUUUCAGAUGUACAAAUUUCAGAUUCGGCUACUUACUUCUGUGCAAGCGGUUAUUCAUUUCAGUUUGAAUUUGGGGAGGGGACAGAAGUAGAUGUAAAGGGUUCCAGUUUGAACGUUAAAGCUUUUGUACAUCAGUCAGCGUCUGACGGCAUCCAGCCACUGGGAUCUGUGAGCUGUACAGUCAGUACUGGAGAACACAGCGUUUACUGGUUCAAAAGUGAAGAACACCCCCGUCCAAAAAUCAUUUACACCCCUGGAGGCAGAAGUGAUGAUGGUGAGAGGAAAACCAACACACAAAUGUGUCUCUACAACAAGCAAAUGAAGGAAACGGAUCUUCACUGUGCUGUUGCUUCAUGUGGACACAUUGUGUUUGGAAACCAAACCAAGCCCAACUUUCAGAGUGAGGUGAACUCUUUGGUCUUAGUGUAUUUCUUGAGUGGAGCUUUGACAUUCACCACAACCCUGAGUGUUUUACUGGCCUUCUUACUGUACAAGAUAAACAAAAGAAAGAGCAGCCAAUCGACAGCAUCUCAAGCAAGAUUUUCAGCUCCGUCUACAGGAAAUGCACAGGGUUACCGAGAUGCAGACAGCCUCCAUUACGCUGCUUUAAGCAUUAAACUGCCAAACAGAUCAAGAAGACAGAGGAACAAUGACGAGUGUGUUUACUCCGGUUUAAGGCUAUAGACUGGACAUGUGUGAUGGGUACUUUCUCUGCAAUUCAGAUGUGAUUAUUUUGUCUCUCUUUAGCGACAAAACAUAGAUUCAAAUGUACAUUUUUGCAAGAAAAAUCUUUAGUAAUGUGUGAAUUUCUAACCUCCUGCUUUCUCCACUGCGUUACUUUGAGAAUCCCAAAUAA
Molecule: messenger RNA, 1147 nt
Organism: Acanthochromis polyacanthus (spiny chromis)
Lineage: Eukaryota; Metazoa; Chordata; Actinopteri; Pomacentridae
Exons: 4
Biological process (GO): response to bacterium
Source: RefSeq, a predicted model, not a curated record